This is a messenger RNA of Taeniopygia guttata (zebra finch), 3895 nucleotides long. It is a transcript of the gene PHACTR2, whose product is annotated as phosphatase and actin regulator 2. NCBI's taxonomy places the organism in Eukaryota, Metazoa, Chordata, Aves, Passeriformes, Estrildidae. The record is from RefSeq and is a predicted model, not a curated record. Gene Ontology annotation, molecular function: actin binding. Gene Ontology annotation, biological process: actin cytoskeleton organization.
AAAUAACAGCCCUUUGCUCAGCAAUAAAUCCCUUUUGUAUUUAAGGUUUUGCCUUCCUACCCAUUAAACCUCUCCUCAUCAGCAGUACUUUUACUUUUCAGAAACAAAUAUUCAGUAUUAUAGGCUAGGAGUUCUUUUGUUUUCCCCCCAUAGAUGUAAAACCCUGAGGGAUUUACGUAUCUACUUGAUAGGCUCACACAAUCUUAAUCAGCCUAUAAUGGAGCUAAUGGCUGUUUGUCAUCCUUGGAGAUAUAAAUUUCCUGGUGAUGUCUACUGCAGUCAGUACAUGAAGUAUGCUCUGACUGCCAGCAAGGUCUAAUAACCGGGAGAAGGGCAGCCAGCUUCAUUAGCGAGCCUGAGACCGUGCCGGCUGCUUUUCUGGGGAACUGUGCUUUUUGAAUACCGGGAGGGAAUAAUGGACAAUACCGUUGAUGGUUUGGACAAGGCUUCAAUUGCUAACUCAGAUGGACCAGCCCCAGGAUCCCAAACUCCCCCCUUCAAGAGGAAGGGCAAACUCUCCAACAUUGGCAAAAUCUUUAAACCUUGGAAAUGGCGGAAGAAGAAGACCAGUGACAAAUUCAGAGAAACAUCAGCAGUGUUGGAAAGGAAGAUUUCGACAAGACAAAGCAGAGAGGAGCUGAUAAGAAGGGGAGUGCUGAAGGAAAUGCCUGAGCAAGAUGGUGAUGUAACAGUAAAUUUUGAAACUUCAAAUGGACACACUGUAGCCAUUGGUGAAGAAACUAUACAGGAAGAAAAUGUGGUAAAAGCCAGUGGAAAUAAUGGCACUUUAUCAGAGAAAGCAUCGGCAUCAGAAGGAAAAAAGGAAGAUCAGAAAGAGAGCACUGGUCAUUGCCCAGAAAUACCGACAUCCCAUGUUCCACCACUACCUAAGCCUAAGCCUAAACCUAAAAAAGCUCCGCUACCACCAAAAAAUGCCAUUGCCGCUUCCACCACCAGCAGCCAUAAGGGUAACGAAGCACCUCAUGCUAAAAAAAAGGGAAAGGCUCCUGCUAAGCAGCCUCCUCUCCUGCCGCCCAAGCCAACAGGCGCCAGUGCAAAUCGAGAAGCUGCCAGUUCCUCUCAUGCAAAGAAACCACCAGUCUCCAAGUCUUCUUCAUCACCAUCUCCUUCAUCUACAUCAUCUCAUCCCAAAGCCUCUAAGGAGACUUCCAGCAAAUCUGGCACAUCAGGGACUCCCAGGGGCAAGAAAAAACCUGGGAAGCAGUCAGCCCCACGAACAGCACCAGACGGGGCUACUUCUUCCCCCUCAGGUGCGACAGCCGACAGUUUGGAAGCGAAGGCAGAAAAACCCAAGCCUGAGCAAACUUCCAUAGUAAUUUUUGAAAUGGAGAAUGCAGACCAGUCCAGCAAGCUUGUCGUGCCCCCUCCUCCCAGCGCUGCCCCUCCUCCACCUCCACUUCCACCUCCUUUUCCCGCUGCAGCUAGUCAGCCUGCUGGCUCCUCAGAUGCCCAGGAUGUGUCAGACAGCUGCGUGGCAGGGCCAUGCAGCCCUGGGUCAGACACAAAGCCUCUUCUCCCAGCUGAGCGUGGUGCAGACCAGAGUCCGAGCAGCGGAGCCCUAGGCAGCGCUCCAGAUGCCGGAGGAGAAGCCACGGAAAGCUUGGCUACCAAAGAAGACCAGGAAGGGGAGGCUCCGGAUCAAGCAUUCUCUGAACUAGUGGAGGAGGCUUCUGAUGCUGCUGCCCCUCCUGAGAGUGAAAGCAGCAGAGAGAGCCAUGGCAGUGACUCGGACUCCGACGGGCCGAUCCUGUACACAGAUGAUGACGAUGAUGAUGAUGAUGAGAAUGCAAGUACUGAAAGCUCUUUGGCAAGUAAAAUUCGUCGUAGGGAUACUCUUGCUAUCAAACUUGGCAACAGACCAUCUAAGAAAGAGUUAGAAGACAAAAACAUCUUGCAGCGUACAUCCGAAGAGGAGAGGCAGGAAAUCAGACAUCAGAUUGGAACAAAGCUUGUGAGGAGACUUAGCCAGAGGCCCACAACUGAAGAGCUGGAGCAAAGAAAUAUCCUAAAGCAGAAGAAUGAAGAAGAGGAACAGGAAGCCAAAAGAGAAAUAAAACGUAGACUCAGUAGAAAGCUCAGUCUGAGGCCUACAGUGGCUGAACUUCAAGCGAGAAGAAUCCUUCGAUUUAACGAGUACGUGGAGGUUACGGAAUCUCCGGAUUACGACCGUCGUGCUGACAAGCCUUGGGCCAGGUUAACUCCUGCAGACAAGGCAGCAAUACGGAAAGAACUGAAUGAAUUUAAAAGCACAGAAAUGGAAGUACAUGAGGAAAGUCGGCAAUUUACCAGGUUUCAUCGUCCAUAACUGUUUGACCACAUCCCAUAUUACAAGUAACAAUUUUCUUUGGGAAAAUCAUUGCAUCCUGAAGACCUGAAAUUGCACUGUAACUUGAUAGAGUAUGAGUGUGUGCUACAGCUUACCCUGAGGCUAAUGAAGAAAGUGGCCCUUGUUGUUGUCACUGGACAAAUGAUUAGUCUAGAAGGAGAACCCACAGGAUGCGUUUGUUCAUGUCCAGACAAACCUCGGUUCUGUGGCCAGCCCACACGGACAAGCCAGUGGACUUGUUUGUCAAGAGCUCCACGAGUCAGGAAGUGCUGAAGACAAUCGCUGGAGAGCCUGAUGCCAGGAUCUCAUUGGGCUUCAUGGGGUUGGGACUGAGGGCAACAAAGACGGUGUGGGGGGGUGGCAAAAGAACUGAGAGCUGGGGGAAAAGAGCCUUUGUUUGUCAGUCCACAGAGAUAAGUGGAAUGGAUGGGACUGCUCAACAAUGCACUUGGCCAGUGGAAAUAAUUAUUUUAAAAAAGAAAUAGAGUGUAAGCAACUGUGCAUGUAGGUUUUUUAGUGGCUGCAGCCUGUCUUAAAAAGAUAGCAAGCCAUAAGUCCUCGUGUCAUCAGUACUUUAGGAAGAACUAUCAUUUUCUUUGGUGCCAGUAAAUACAGUUGCCAGAAAUUAGUAUAACUCAACUGUCUUUUUUUAAAUUCCAGUGCGCAUGCUUCAGGAAAACACAUGGAACAUUCAUACAGAACAAGUAAUAUAUUUUUUGGUUUUUUAAUGUUGACAUACUCUGGAUCUUCAAAGAUACAUAAACAGGAUUUGAAGGACAAAUAAUGUGACACUAUGAGUGCAAUGAAAUGCUUUGUGUUUAGAAACACUCCUUGCUGUCUGUCACUUGCCAUUCAAACCAGAGGGAUCAUUAUCUUUGUCAUCCAUGGCAGGCAGUGGUGACAACUUCGACAUCAUGCUAGUGUGAACCCAAAGUCAGAAUUGAAAUUAGGCACAGAAGUCUUUAUUAAUAGGCCUGAGCGGUGAUUCCUAAUGUAACUUUUUACAUUUAAGGACUCUUGCACUGCUUUGAGGAAGAACUCCCAGACUAAUCAGUAUGUCUUCAGCUAGUGGUCCUUUAAAAGUGAAAGAAAAAUCCUUUAAUUAUCUCCAGUUUUUGUUGAGUGUGAAGAAUGCUUCUUAGAUUCCUAAUUUUUUAUACUAUCUUGAAAUUUUACAUGUGAAUAGAGUACUAUUAAAAUUAAGUGGUAUGGAGUGUGAAAGGCAAUACAUGUUUUUUUCUAAGUUGGCCCAAAGGCCUAUUAAAAAGCCUGUGGCAUUGUUUACACUAAGAAAUUCUCUGUCCUAUAUUAGCACUUAUUUAUCCUUUGAAUUAGUGUACACAACAUUGGGGGAGGAGGCUCUGGAAUUCACAUAUGCAUACAUUUAAUGCAGUAUUACAAUAUAUUUGCUAUUUAUCCUUUCUAAUGUGUGUACAUAGUACAAUUUAUUUUUUGUCUUUUAUGUGUCCUGUUCAGUUUUUAAUUAUGAAGUGUAAGUAUUUCUUUUUCCGGCAAUAAAAGGUCUGUGUAGAUGUGAUUUUUACCUCA